AUGAAGUUGCUUAUCUCGUUUCUCUUUGCCACUCUGGCUCUUGCCUCAAUCCUCCGGCCCCAAAAGAUCCUCGAUAUUGAACGCCAUGCUGUUCAUGACUGUCUCGAGUCAGCCAAUGAAACGGUCGGGAUUCUGAACUUUGUCGACUCGAGCGAGCACUACGAAAAGGGCGCCAAGCACUACAGCGGCUAUCUUGACGUGAAGAGCAAAAACAGACUCUUUUUCUGGCUGCAGCUGAGCAAAAUCAACCCAGCCAAGGACCCCAUCAUCCUCGUCCUCAACGGCGGCCCCGGAGCGUCCUCCAUGUACGGCAUGAUCAUCCAGUGGGGCUCCAUGGUGUUUCCCUGGAGGAUCGACAAACUCACCGUCAACCCAAACGCCCUAAAUGCAGCGGCCAACGUCGUCUUUGUCGACAACCCCAUCGGCGUGGGAUUCUCUCAACCGGCCCCGUCGGGGUCCCUCCAUAAACAGCUGCUGGACUGUACCAAGGACCUAGUCGAAUUCCUCCUGGCGCUGAGGGUCACCGACUUCCGAGGUGUGCAGCUGGUAAAGAAUGAACUGCACGUCAUGGGCUCGUCGUUUGCCGGACACUAUCUCGCCGAUCUCGGUGCGUUCGUGUCGGCGACUCCGGGGCUCAACGAUGCUCUCCAGCUCAAGUCGCUAAUCAUGGGCAACCCGGCCCUGGAGGAUAUCCGGGGUCUGGAUGCCACAUACUCCCUUGUCUGCGACCCGACUGUGGCCCUAAGCUUGAGCCUCCUCCUGACCGACGAUCAGUGCAAGGUCUGGAAGGACAAUAUCCCCAAGUGCGCUGCAGCCAUCGCGGCGUGCAGGAAGGCCCCCGCGAGUGCUGCCUGUGCCGAAGGAACUAUUGAGGGUGUUUGCGGUCAGGCUGAUCCCUGGGUAUACUGGAAGCUUACCUGCCGAGACCCCUACGACAUCAGCGAGCCGCGGGUAUGGGACGCACCCCGGCGCGAGAACAUCCCCGCGGCCAAAAAAUUCUUGGACCUUUACACCAAAGAAAUCGGUGCCGAGGGGGCGUGGGCGAUGUUCCAACCCAAAGUGCGCACCGCCCUGCGCGACUCUGGCGAGGCGUACAAGGACAGCAGCAUCCGGAUCCAAGACAUGCUCACUACCAAAGGCAAUAAUAUCAAACUGUUUGCCUAUGCAGGCGACUAUGACCUGAUGUGUCCUUACCUGGGACUCAAGAGGACGCUGCGGGAUAUACAGUGGGAUGGCCAAAAGGAGCUGGCGACCAAACUAGACCGUUCCGAGGCCGAUUACGACAAGCUUUUGACGGUGGCGGGUACCCCGCUUGGCAACUAUGCCGAGGCUGGACCGUUGAGGUAUGCGAGGAUCUUUGGGUCGGGCCACAUGGGCAAUGAGAAGAGAGGGGGAGAUGUCAGGGCCAUGAUUUACCAGUGGAUUGGUAUCAAGAGCCACCUGUGA
Messenger RNA from Lasiosphaeria miniovina, 1446 nucleotides. RefSeq names its product Alpha/Beta hydrolase protein. Gene Ontology annotation, molecular function: serine-type carboxypeptidase activity. NCBI's taxonomy places the organism in Eukaryota, Fungi, Ascomycota, Sordariomycetes, Sordariales, Lasiosphaeriaceae. Gene Ontology annotation, biological process: proteolysis. The transcript has 4 exons. The record is from RefSeq and is a predicted model, not a curated record. The coding region runs from base 1 to 1446 and encodes 481 amino acids.